AUGGCUAAAAUCUUGAAGUACGAUUCAAUACAUGGACGUUUCAACGGUGAAGUUUCAACUAAAGAUGGAAAAAUUGUUGUUAAUGGAACAGAAAUCAGCGUUUAUGCGAAGAAAGAUCCAUCACAAAUUCCAUGGGGACAACUCGGUGCUGAAUAUGUGGUUGAAUCUACCGGCAUAUUUACAACAAUUGACGAAUGUCAACCACAUUUACAUGCUGGUGCUAAGAAAGUUAUAAUUGCAGCAUCACCAGCUGAUGCUCCAAUGUUUGUUAUGGGAGUCAAUGAAGAUAAAUAUACAGGAAAAGAAACAGUUGUUUCAACUGUAUCUUGUGCAACAAAUUGUUUAGCACCAUUGAUUAAAGUUGUUCAUGAAAAAUUUGGCAUUAUUGAAGCUCUAUUGACAACUCUACAUUCAUAUACUGAUGCACAAAAAACUAUUGAUGGACCAUCGAAUAAAAGUUGGUGUGAUGGACAUGGAGCUGCCCAAGAUAUAAUUCCAUCAUCAACUGAUGCUGCUGACGCUAUCGGAAAAAUAAUGCCUGAUUUAAAUGGAAAAUUAACAGAUAUUGUUUUCCGUGUUCCGCCACUUAAUGUCUCAAUGAUUCAUCUUACUGCUCGAUUGAGCAAGGGCGCUACAUACAAAGAAAUCUGUGCUGCAGUUAAAGAAGCUGCCGAUCGUCCUUUAAAAGGUAUUUUGGCUUAUACUGAUGACGAAGUUGUUUCGACAGAAUUCAUUGGUGGCACAAAUUCUUCAAUUUUUGAUGCUCAAGCCGGUAUUUCGCUCAAUGACAACUGUGUGAAACUUGUUUCACGGUAUGCCAAUAAAUAUGGUUGUUCAAAUCGUGUCAUUGAUCUUAUCAAAUACAUGGCUAAGAAGGAUCAUGAACAACAGACUUGA
Messenger RNA from Rotaria sp. Silwood2, 897 nucleotides. The record is from the annotation of a GenBank genome assembly. Lineage: Eukaryota; Metazoa; Rotifera; Eurotatoria; Philodinida; Philodinidae.